CAAAAAAGAGAGCAAGGAGAUCAAAGUAAAGAGAGAAAAAGGAGAAUUGAACCACACCCAAGCCACGCAAGCCUAUCCUUGAAUUCUUACUGGUAGGGUAGGGAAUCCACUUGGUUCUUGCUUUAGGGCUUCUCCUAGGUUAUAUAUAGCGCAAUUAAUCCAUCCCAUGAAGAGGUAGCCACUUCAAGACUUGGGACAGGUGCAGGCAAGUUCAAUGGCUGGCUUGCAGAUUGUUCCGGCAGACAAGCGUGUGGAAGCGCAGUAUGUGGAGAUGAAGGUGCCACUCUAUUCCUAUGGCUGUGAGAAGAAGAUUAAGAAGGCCUUGUCACAUAUGAGAGGGAUACACUCAGUGCAUGUUGACUACCAUCUUCAAAAGGUGACAGUAUGGGGGAUAUGCAACCAAGAUGAUGUGCUUGCCACCAUCAGGAAGAAGAGAAGGGAAGCUCGCUUCUGGGACCAGAUGGAGACAGAGGUUAAAAACAAGGUUGCUGAGGAAGAGGCUGAUGCUGGAAAUGCUCCCGAUCCUGCAACUGUAAACACGCACAAGUUUAGGAAGUCAUGGAAGAAACUGUUCCCUUUAGUCUUAUAUUAGUAAUAAUUUCUGUGACACCUACAUAUAUGUACAUAUGAUCAAUAAUAUGAUGGGCAUUACAG
This is a messenger RNA of Elaeis guineensis (African oil palm), 654 nucleotides long. Its product is annotated as copper transport protein ATX1-like. NCBI's taxonomy places the organism in Eukaryota, Viridiplantae, Streptophyta, Magnoliopsida, Arecales, Arecaceae. Gene Ontology annotation, molecular function: metal ion binding. The record is from RefSeq and is a predicted model, not a curated record.